Bursaphelenchus xylophilus (pine wood nematode) is the source of this 279-nucleotide messenger RNA. The record is from the annotation of a GenBank genome assembly. NCBI's taxonomy places the organism in Eukaryota, Metazoa, Nematoda, Chromadorea, Rhabditida, Aphelenchoididae.
AUGGAAAACGUUCAACAAAUCAUCAACGAAGAGCACCGCGAGCACGACCGUCGCGAGGGCAUCAGAGAAAAGUUCUCCGAUGGCUACGACUCGAUGAAAGAUACAGCUCAAGACUUGAAGGAGACCUUCAUCGGAAAGCCCUCCGAGACGCCGGAAGAGGAGUUCCGCCACAAGGUGGGGCAUUUCGCCGACGAAAUGGCCGAAUGUCUGGACGAUCAGUGCACAACUGAUGUGUUUGGGGCGGCCGAAGAGCCCUUCCAUCAUCUGAGCCAUAAAUAA